Messenger RNA from Protopolystoma xenopodis, 1179 nucleotides. NCBI's taxonomy places the organism in Eukaryota, Metazoa, Platyhelminthes, Monogenea, Polystomatidea, Polystomatidae. The record is from the annotation of a GenBank genome assembly.
AUGGCUGCUGCUGCUGCCGCAGCGAUGGCGCAUCACCAUCAUCAUCAGCAACAACGUCAUCAGCAGCAACCACUGCCGAACCAAGUCCUUUCAGUCUCGCCUCUUCAUGCAUCUGGGCAAAGUCACGCCUCUCUUUCUAGCCGGCUACCUGGUCAACUCGGUUUUGCCUACUACAAUACCGCAUCUCCGGCAUCCUCUGCAGCAGCCGCCGCAGCCGCUGCCUCCUAUUACUAUGCACAGACGUGCCAUUAUCAUCCGCCGCCAAGUAGCCUCGUUUCACCUCUACCCCCAACUCAUCAGACUCACUUGGAUGGUCCCAUGAGACAAACCUUUCUGUCGCCUGCUGGAAAUGUUUCCCCUUACUCUUCUUCUACUCCUGGGUACUUCCUGGCAGGUCGUGACAGCUCCCAAGCCCCUCAUUUUACUCAUCUUCCGGGUCCAAUGUUGACACUACUGUCUUCUUCAACCCCUCAUCCACUUCACCUUCUUCCACCUACUUCUCCUCCUCCUCCUCCACCUCCUUCUCUUCUUCCACCCCCUCCUUCGGGGCCGUUUUUGUCUCAGGCCUCAGCCACUUCCACCUAUUACCCAAUCUCGGGACUCACUUCUCCCUCAGGAAAACUGAAGACUUCUUCUUAUCUCCAAGCCGAAUUUCCACUGCUUGAGCCUCAGCUGCCUGCAUCUACGCAAGACUGUACCUCUGCACCCACUGGCUAUUCUGACUUACAGACCGACCGGAAGGCUUCACCCACAGAGGAUAGCGGAUCGAGUCUACAUCAAGCAUCUCUCUCUUCUUCCUCUUCUUCAACCACCACUUCUCCUCAACUAGCAGUAGGAAGCCAUCGCUCUGACAUGAAUCCAGCACUCGCGUGUCGACAGAUGCUUCCUGGAGAUGAUGAGGCCCAGGGCCAUGGAGACGUCGAAACAAGUUUGGAUGAGAGGUUGCCAACGCCUUUGAGUCCUGAUUGUGUCCUUUCCUCAAAUGGUUCUGAGACCAUUCUCGCGAAGUCUGCGGCCAUACAAAGUCAAGAUCCUAUUUGCAGUGGAGCUCGGAUCUUUGAUAUUUUGGCGGAACUUCUAGAGCUAGCACAAACCACCCAAGUGCCUUUCCUAUUAUGUAUACCCAACGUCCGUGCUUUUGUGUCGAUUUAUUUCUACCUGGGCUAUUCAGGCCACUAG